AUGGGUUUUGGUGGUUCCUCCUUUUCCUUCUCAUCUUCUUCUUCAACCUUUUCUUUGCAACACACAGUUCUACCCUUAAAGAGAAGAAAUUGCUACUUACAAACCUGCUUUUCUGUAUCUUAUCACAAGUUUGUUGAUUUUGCUUUGGAUGAAACCAAUCUCCAUACUCACUUGCUCCCUUCUCCUUUACAGGAAAAGUAUAAUUCCAUGAAUUCUUCGGAUGGUAAAGGAACACUUAGUAUGCUAUCAUUUGAAGCUGCCAAGAUUAGGCUUCUGCGUAGCUUGAUCAUCGAGACAGAAAAAAUGCAGGUUUUGGACUUUGCUGUCUUUCCAAAAGCCGAGUGUGAUGUCCCCAUAUUUUGUGCCAACUUUUUCACGUCAGCUAAAACAAAUAUCAUUGUGUUGGACCUUAACCCCUUGCAUGAUAUCAUCAAUCAGGAGGAUUACAAGGAAAAGUACUUCAAAAGCUUAAUUCCUCUUGGCCUGAAAUAUGCUGAGCAUUUUCCAUGGGGAGGAAAGCUCACAAGUGAGUCUAUUAAAUUUUUUUCACCGAUUGUCAUUUGGACAAGGUUUACUUCAAGCCCACAAAAUUAUGAUAUUCUGUAUUCGGCUUUCAGAGAUUAUUAUAAGAUAUGGUUGGAAUUGAUAGAUACAGCAGUAGAAGAGACAGAUAAAUAUCAAAUUUCCCGCAAUCUUGAAGCACAACAUAGAUAUCUGACAUGGAGAACUGAAAAGGAUCCGGGACAUGCUGUUUUGAAGAAGCUGAUCGGGGACAUACUUGCAAAGGAUUUAUUAAGUGGCUUUCUCUUUAACGGAGUCGAUGAACUAGGAAGCAAAACAUUCAAUGACUAUUUUCCACAGUACCUUGGUGAGGAAGGAACUUUAAAUAAGAAAGGCGGUGUUGUUGGAAAGUCUUUUGAAAAUCGUCCGUGGGAUGCAAGAGGAAAUUUCCUUGGUCAAUGA
This is a messenger RNA of Vicia faba (fava bean), 963 nucleotides long. The record is from the annotation of a GenBank genome assembly. Lineage: Eukaryota; Viridiplantae; Streptophyta; Magnoliopsida; Fabales; Fabaceae.